GAAAUUUGCCGGAUGCGCGCAUUGUCGCUAUGCAACGUUCUGCGUGGCGGCAUUACAGCAGCAUGUUGAGACGCAGCACGGCGCGACACAGCAUGUCACGCCACGGCACCGCUGGCGAAACCGCACGCCCAUGCUAUUGCGCGACGCGUGGCAUUGCCGGUGCGGUUACAUUUCAUUCGCUGCAGCGUACCACCUGGUGUCUUGCGGGGAGAACACCGCCUACAGGCUCGGUGGCUCCCCCAAGCAGCAGCAGACGGCGGCCACGCGAGAAGUGACGGAUGCGGAUGACCUGCAGCUGAAGGUGUCGUCGAACGACCUCAUCACAGAUGAUGCAGCAGUCGGCAGCAGCGGCGGAUGCGGUGACGGCAGUGGCGGCGGUGGUGAUGGUGUCAGCGGCGGCGAUGUUGGCGACAGUGUUGCCGGUGUUGGCGACAGUGUUGGCGCUGGUGGCAGCGGUGUUGACGACAGUGUUGGUGGUGUUGGCGACAGUGUUGACGACAGUGUUGGCGGUGUUGACGACAGUGUUGGCGCUGGUGGCAGCGGUGUUGAUGACAGUGUUGGCAGCGGUGUUGGUGGCAGCGACAACAUCAACGGCGGCAGUGGCGAUGGUGGCGCUGUUGACAGCAGUGGUGGCGGUGACGGCAGCAUCGACGGUGUUGGCGGCGACUGUGGCGGUGUUGGCGAUCAUGCCGCAGCAGCGGUUGCUGACUCGACGCUCGUGCGCACUGACCAAACCUCACCGCCCCCGAGUGAACACCAGGUGGCAGACGGGAGCGGCGUGGCGGAGCCACCCUCACCCGUGCUCCUAGUACCCCCGCAGCCUGACCCCGCGGGGCAAGAUGGCGGCCCCGUUGCCACGGCGACGGUCGCCAACGGCAACGAGUCUCGCACGCAGCAGGAGAUGAUGGAGAGGGGAGAGGCGGAGGACGGGGAGAUGAGCACGCAGAGCGGAGGCAGCGCGACGGACGACGUUGCCACGGCGACGGAGCCGGGAAUGGACGUCGACGACGGCGUCGUUGCCAUGGAGACAGACAGCGUAGCCAAUGCGGAGGCGAUGGAGGUCGAUCAGCCUUGACCCAGAGGCAGUGACGCGGUGGUUGUCACAUAGACAGUGACGUGGUGGUUGUCACAUGGACAGUGACGUGGUGGUUGUCACGUAGACAGUGACGUAGUGGUUGUCACAUAGACAGUGACGUGGUGGUUGUCACAUGGACAGUGACGUGGUGGUUGUCACGUAGACAGUGACAUGAUGGUUGUCACAUAGACAGGAAUGAGGACUAUGAUAUAUAUAUAUAUAUAUAUAUAUAUGAGAAAGAGACAGAGAGAGAGAGAUAGAGAGAUUUUGUGCAGGUUCAGUGUUUGUAUUGGUAGGGUUAGUUCCGAUGAUGUCAAACAACGAUGUUGACGAACAAACGUUUAUGCCUGUUUGCAGAUGAGCAUCGAAUUUUGCGAUUUGCGAGUCUUUUUAAACUAUCGUUCAUUCCCAUUGCUGCCUGUCGCACAUUGGAUUGCAGAGGCAUAGCUAAUCUAUUUUGUCUGGGGGGCAAAGCCAUGUGUGUGGGGUGUUCUGGGAAGGUUACCACCAUUGACCAUGUAUUUUUUUUCUAGCGGGGCAAUAGCCCCUUGCCCCGCUAGCUACGGCCCUGGAUUAGCUAUGGCAGCAAAUGCAGCUUAUAGAGCUGAUUGAAGCAGUCAGUGUUUGUAUUUUUCCACCCAAAUUUCAUGCUUGUUGUUUUAAAAUUGUGUAACAUUUACCAGUAUUUUUAACUAGGAAGGCAAUUAAGACGGCAACGGCGUUUACCCGAACAGACUUGCAUUGUAUUGACUAACGAAUAGAAUAGUGUAGUAGUAGUAAUUUACAGAUUAUAUGUUAAUAUGAACACGUUAAUACUCCAUGUGUAUAUAUAUAUAUAUAUAUAUAUAUAUAUAUAUAUAUAUAUAUAUAUAUAUAUAUAUAUGCGUGUCAUGUGUGUGUGUUCAUGAAGCUACUUGUAAAGCACUCUUAUGCGUUUUAAUACUUUUAUUUACACGUUGAUUUUGAACAGUUUUGUUGUGUUCAGGUUCUGCUGCGGACAUGUGUGAUCAAGUGUUGAGUGUCGUUUGUUGUUUUACUGUUGGCGUUUAAAUGUAAUUCAGUAUACGUUAGCGGUAAAAAAAAAUCGUCAUUUCUAUAUUACCCUGUUUGUUAGAAAUCGUAUCGGAAUGCCUGACAUUACAUAGUUGUGCUAGAGAGUUUUUUUUACAUGUAGUUAGGUAGUACUAUUGGUGGGUGAGGCUAUGCUGUCAUCAUGUGUAACUGUUAGUUAAGAGUGUCACGUUGUCACCACAUGUAAUGUGUUUACUGAUAUAUAAACAUGUAUUUAUAUA
Messenger RNA from Priapulus caudatus, 2367 nucleotides. RefSeq names its product circumsporozoite protein-like. The record is from RefSeq and is a predicted model, not a curated record. NCBI's taxonomy places the organism in Eukaryota, Metazoa, Priapulida, Priapulimorpha, Priapulimorphida, Priapulidae. The annotation marks the transcript as partial. The transcript has 5 exons.